UUUGUUUGAAAUUACUAUUCUGCUGAUUAAAAUUUCUUGCUUGUUUAUUUAUAUGAUUUGGUUCAGAAGUAGCUGAUUGGAUAGAAUGUAAAUGUUCUAUCAGUUCUUCACAACUGGAAAUCGAAGAUACUGCCAGUGUCAUGCGAACAUUGUAAGGAAGCUUUUUUGAUAAGAUGUGGACCAGUGAUGAAUCAGCUAGAGAUUCGUCUAACUGAUAGUUUCUAUACAUUAAAUCUGUUAUAAAAUCAGUGUAGGAUUGUCUAUUUUUACUAUCGUAAGUGCAUAAAAUAAUUUCUGACAAUGCGUCCAUCUGUUUACAUUUACUCCAAUACUGUUGCAGGAACUGGGAGAUGAAGUCCUCCAGGCUGUUGAUAUCUCGCAUCCGGCUCUGGAAAAACAUCAGCGGCUCGCCGAGUAGUAGACUGGAUAAUUGGAAACGCCACAUUAACCAAGAGGUUGGUGGCGGAUGGCGGUUGACUGGCGAUAUCGGAUGGCGAUUGGGUGGCGAUAUCGGAUGGCGAUUGGGUAGCGGCAUUCUCCGUUCCUUCGGCGACGCUUGGAGCGAUCUGCGGAGACGCCGGUACCGGGUUGGACGCCCUCACUCCCUCAUCUCCCUCCGCCGGACUCUCAUCGGAAUUAAUCGCAUCGACGACGUUAUCAAUCUUCGUAGAAGACAAUUGGGCUAAGUUUUGCGGGUCGAAACUGAUGGAGCAUAUGCUGCCUCCCUCUCUCUCUCGUGGGGUCUCCGCUGCAUCGUCCUGGGGCUGUUGAUUUGCCGGUGUCGUGGCUACAUAGUUUUGGGGAUGUUCGCUGAAGUAGGAAAUCUGCGAGUUAGCUGGCGACUGGUUCAUGGUGACGUUAUUAUGGAAAACUUCGAGUAAAUAGCCAAGUGUGUUGCCAAGUCUCAGGAAUAUUAAAAUGGAUUCAGUGAUAGUGCCUAGUCUGGAUAAAA
Molecule: messenger RNA, 952 nt
Organism: Nilaparvata lugens (brown planthopper)
Lineage: Eukaryota; Metazoa; Arthropoda; Insecta; Hemiptera; Delphacidae
Exons: 2
Coding region: 351-686 (111 amino acids)
Source: RefSeq, a predicted model, not a curated record